Phaethon lepturus (White-tailed tropicbird) is the source of this 267-nucleotide messenger RNA. RefSeq names its product transmembrane protein 98 (gene TMEM98). The transcript is spliced from 2 exons. Lineage: Eukaryota; Metazoa; Chordata; Aves; Phaethontiformes; Phaethontidae. Bases 1 to 267 code for a protein of 88 amino acids. The record is from RefSeq and is a predicted model, not a curated record. Gene Ontology annotation, cellular component: endoplasmic reticulum.
AUGGAGACGGUCGUCAUCGUGGCCAUCGGGGUGCUGGCCACCAUCUUCCUGGCGUCCUUCGUGGCGCUGGUGGUGGUCUGCCGGCAGCGGUACUGCCACCCCAAAGACCUCCGGCACCACUACGACACCAAACCCAUCGUGGACCUGAUGGGGACCACCGAGACGCCCUCAGAGCCCUCAGAGCUGGAGCUGGACGACGUGGUCAUCACUAACCCCCACAUCGAGGCCAUCCUGGAGAACGAGGACUGGGUCGAGGAUGCCUCGUAA